AUGACUUCAUCUACAGAGGAGAAGAGCAACUCUAAACUUCCAUCCAACCCAUCAUCAUCGUCGCAAGAUGCCGAGGCCGCGCAGCUCUCGAAGAAAGAGGAUGCCUAUCCCGCCGAUGCCUUCUCAUUACCACGCCGGAUUCUGUUCAUCGCGAGUGUAUGCAUGUCCAUGUUCAUCAACCAACUUGGUUUAUGCAACACCCUGACCACGCUGUCCAUAAUCGGAGAUUCCUUUAGAAUCAGCAACCCAGGCACGUUAUCAUGGUUUAUAGCUGGGUACAGCUUGACGAUUGGCACGUUCAUCCUCAUAGGUGGACGCCUUGGCGAUGAGUUUGGCAACAAAAAGAUGUUUAGCAUGGUGGCAGGACUCUCCGUCUACUCUAACCAUAUGCUUUACGUCUUUGCUCGCGUCUUCCAGGGCAUGGGUCCCGCCUUAACGCUGCCCAACGCACUCGGCAUUUUUAGCAAGUCUUUCUCCGAGGGACUUCAAAACAUGGCAUUCGCAUGGUUCGCCGCGUCGGCGCCCUUUAGCGCCAUGGCCUUUAGCCAGGCAAUUGCUAUUGCGUUAGUGGCCGCCUUUGCUGCCUGGACUAUUCCAGGCCUGUCUUUGCAGGAGGAGGAGCGGAACCUAACAAUGUCUCAAAAGCUAGAUCGUCUAGAUCUUUCUAAAGGGGCAACCGGCGUGAUGGCUCUCGUCUUAUUCAACUUUGCGGAGCCCUACGUGUAUAUGUGCCUGAUCCUCAGCUUCAUCUUUAGCGCUUUAUUCUUCUACAUCGAAAUACGCCAAGCACGCCAUCCAAUCUUGCCCAUUUCUGCAUUCACUGUGGACAUAACCUUCAUUUUCGCAUGCACAGCAGCUGGCUGGGCCACGUUUAGCAUAUGGCUCCUCUACGUUGUGCAAGUAUGCCUCAAUAUAGGCGAGCAAACUCCCAUUCAACUAGCCGCAUGGUUUACUCCUAUCCUCAUCACCGGAGUAGCUUCAGCUUUAACUGUCGGCAAAAUAAUCAACAGGGUUCCUGCUGUAUAUAUUAUGGCAGUUAGACAGGUCGCAUUCCUGACUUAUUUCUUCUUUACUACCAUCAUUGCCACCAUCAGAAUGGACACAUCAUUACCCGCCGCCAUCAUGAUCUUCUCAAGCACAGUGGCCCGGGAAUACCAAGGCAUGGGAACCAGUAUAGUCAUGACUCUCGUCAACUACAGCAUAUCACUCAGGCUCGGCUUUGCUAGUACCAUCGAAACGAACAUUAAUAAUGACAGACAAACCAAAGCAGACUUACUUCAUGGUUAUCAAGGUGCUUUAUGGUUCUCUGUCGGCCUGACCGGACUCAGAACUGUUCUCAGUCUCAUUUACUUAUUCAAAACCCAGUUCAGACCGAAGUCAGAUGGUGACCAUUAG
Trichoderma citrinoviride is the source of this 1395-nucleotide messenger RNA. Its product is annotated as MFS general substrate transporter. Gene Ontology annotation, cellular component: membrane. The record is from RefSeq and is a predicted model, not a curated record. Lineage: Eukaryota; Fungi; Ascomycota; Sordariomycetes; Hypocreales; Hypocreaceae. The transcript is spliced from 7 exons. Bases 1 to 1395 code for a protein of 464 amino acids.